Conger conger (European conger) is the source of this 634-nucleotide messenger RNA. It is a transcript of the gene ndufb7, whose product is annotated as NADH:ubiquinone oxidoreductase subunit B7. The coding region runs from base 166 to 531 and encodes 121 amino acids. The transcript is spliced from 3 exons. The record is from RefSeq and is a predicted model, not a curated record. Gene Ontology annotation, cellular component: mitochondrion. NCBI's taxonomy places the organism in Eukaryota, Metazoa, Chordata, Actinopteri, Anguilliformes, Congridae.
CAUUUCCGUCGCAGAACGGAAACUGACGAUCGAGUGGUGCAAAGAGCACUGGAGGUGACCGAGUUGGGGGAGAGAGGAAAUAUUUUGUUUUCUGACAGACAUUUGGCGUCUGUGGAAUUAUUGACGAGCUAAAAGCACCCAAAGAGUAAUAACCCCGUAGUCGUCAUGGGAGCUCACCUAUUCCGAAGUUAUGUUACGGAGCCGGACACCGAACCAGACCCUCUGAAGCCUUCUUCAUUCGACCCGCAGUUGGGCUUUGAUGGGAGGAAAGAGAGGGAGAUGGUGGCCACACAGCAGCAGAUGAAUGACGCCCUGGUCCCUGUGGUCCAACGGGACUACUGCGCCCACCACCUCAUGAAACUUAUGAAGUGCAAGAGGGACAACUGGCCCAACUUCCUGGCCUGCAAGCACGAGAGACACGAUUGGGACUACUGCCAGCAUGUAGACUAUGUGAUGCGGAUGAAAGAAUUUGAGCGGGAACGACGGCUGCUGGUCAGGAAGAAGAAGAUGGCGGAAGCACAGGCUGCAUGAUUCCCCUCCCCCAUCACCCCCCCCCCCCCCCCCAGACUACAGCCUUGCCUCUGUAUAUACCAGCUUAUCUUUCAAAUAAAGUCUGUAGUACUAUUUCACUGCU